AUGGCUACCCCAGGAAACGUCGGCUUUGGUCGUAGAGUACGAAAUCGCACCGACCAAACAACCUGGAGGACACCAUCAGCGGCGCCGACUAAUGCCACGCUUCUGACUACAACACUCAACAAGAAUACCGCUCACGCUGCGAGACAAGCUCCAAGCCGAGUGGGAACUGGUUUCCCGUCGGCCCUUGUCGACGGUAUGGCCACCUUUGAGCUCAAUGGCGAUCUUAAUUAUGCCAUGUCCUGCCAGGCUGGGAGUAAUUUCACCAAUCGAACAUUCUACCCGACGAAAGCCGAGAACUGGCGAGUCGGCCAGGUUGUGAAUUUUCAGCAUAUCGUGCCGGCGCUUGAUCCUAAUCAAACAGGCUGGAACAAAUAUCGAGUCAAGACCGAGAUUGGACCCAUCUGUCCAAAACCCCGAUAUGCAGUAAUUGUCAAGAUCUACAAGACAAGGAUGAUUGUGCUUCCUAUCUACAGCUGUGAUAAGAAAGGCAUCUCGAAUAAAAGUGUUCAGUACAAGGCGACUGCAUUCUCCGUCUGGAACCCUAUGGACAACGACGAAGAAUACCGCUCCAAGCUGACUAAAGACCCACUAAAGAUCUCAGGCGAGAAGAGUUUCUCCCCUGGAUCCCACAUUAAUCUCAAUGAGCCGUGCAGCGUUGGGUAUGCAUGGAGACUAACAAAGAUUGAUAUGCUCGACGAAGAAAGCACGAAAAGACUUGUGACAUGGUACAAUAUCGGCCAAAGCAUGGCUGAUCAACCCAUUAACACGCAAGAGCGCUGGUUCGAACAAGAAGUCGAGAAGGCCAAGAACCCGAAGCAGGUAGGUACUGAGGGAUGGAAGGAAGCACCAGCUCCUCCACUGUUUGCGGGUUCCUACGCAAGCAAAGCCACUGCCGCAAGUCGAUGGAGGAGGUAA
Molecule: messenger RNA, 915 nt
Organism: Lithohypha guttulata
Lineage: Eukaryota; Fungi; Ascomycota; Eurotiomycetes; Chaetothyriales; Trichomeriaceae
Exons: 1
Coding region: 1-915 (304 amino acids)
Source: RefSeq, a predicted model, not a curated record